CAAAGUUCAACUCCACCCACAAAAAUUGCAAAUCUUCCCCUUCGAUUUUCUUCAGUUUCCUUUAGUGAGAAGAAAGCGCAAGAAAAGAAAUGAACACCACAGAUAUCGAAAAAUCCUUAAUCCCUAACCCUAACCCUAACAGAACCAAGGAGGAGAAAGAGGAAGAUGAGGCGGGCUUGCAAGCGAGCAGGAUAUCAAACGCGGUGGCGUUCCCCAUGGUUUUGAAAGCAGCCUUCGAGAUCGGUGUCAUAGACACUAUCUCCGAGGCGGGAGAGGGCGCGUGGCUCUCACCUUCCGAGAUAGCGAGCAGGCUUCCGACCAAACCCACCAACCCACAGGCUCCACUGUUGCUGGAUCGCAUGCUGCGGUUACUCACUAGCUACUCUAUACUGAAGUGCCGUACGGUUCGUACCGGAAACGAUGAGAUUGAAAGGGUAUACGCAACCGAACGUGUUUGUCAAUUCUUUUUGACCGAUAACCAAGACUCUGGUUCUCUUGUCCCUAUGUUCAUGCUCCUCCACAGUGAUGCCUUUAUCAAGACAUGGAAUCAUUUGAAAUAUAUGAUACUAGAUGGAAGAGACGCAUUUACCAACGCUCACGGUACGACAAAGAUCUUCGAACACAUGAGGAGAGAUGAACCGCUAAAUGAUGUAUUUAACCGGGCCAUGGUCGGACAUUCCAUCAUGAUCGUGAAGAAGGCUCUAGAGGUUUACAAAGGGUUCGAAGGGGUGCAGGUGUUAGUCGAUAUGGGAGGAGGGCUUGGUACUACUUUGAGUCUCAUUACCUCAAAGUACCCUAACAUCAAGGGUAUCAACUUCGAUUUAGCAAGAGUUUUAGCCGACGCUCCUUCUUAUCCAGGGGUUGAAAAUGUGGCUGGGGAUAUGUUCGUGGAGGUUCCGAAGGGAGAUGCCAUCUUCAUGAAAUGGAUUCUCCACGAUUGGCCCGACGAAGAUUGCGCCAAAUUUCUUAGAAACUGCUGGAGAGCCCUCCCGGAUAAAGGGAAAGUGAUAGUCGUAGACACGGUUGUUCCGGAAAAUCCUGAAGGCGGAAACGUUUAUUCCAACAUCGCCUUCGAUUUGGACAUGUCGGUGCUGUGUCACUGCUCAGGAGCUAAAGAAAGGACAAGAACCGAGUUUGAAGCUUUGGCUAAGAGAUCGGGUUUCAACCGUUGCGAAUUCAUAUGCCGCGCUUUCUAUUGUUGGGUUAUCGAAUUCCACAAAGAGGCAUAACUAAAGCUUUGAUGAAUGAUAAGUUCGCUUUCUUUUUUUCUAUAAUAUAUCCAUUGAUGACUUCUUCCUUUCAUGUUUCUGUCUCUUUGUGGUUCUUGUUGUUGUCUUUGUCUUUUGGCGGCUUGUAUAAGUAAUAAAAUUAACGACAUAUAUGCUACAAUCUUCAAUGGAA
Molecule: messenger RNA, 1401 nt
Organism: Tarenaya hassleriana
Lineage: Eukaryota; Viridiplantae; Streptophyta; Magnoliopsida; Brassicales; Cleomaceae
Product: indole glucosinolate O-methyltransferase 4-like
Exons: 4
Coding region: 90-1229 (379 amino acids)
Biological process (GO): methylation
Molecular function (GO): S-adenosylmethionine-dependent methyltransferase activity; O-methyltransferase activity; protein dimerization activity
Source: RefSeq, a predicted model, not a curated record